GCCCUGUCUUGUUGGGCAUUUUGUAGCAGCAUGUAGCGCUCAUGUCCUUGGGGCGAUGCAACUCGGAACCUGUCUUGCGCAGAACUGCGAGAGAUCCUGCAGAAAAGCGUUUUCUGCAUUUUCUGGAUCAUUAUUCCCAAAGGCAUAGGCCUGAUAGGCCUGUAAGUCGGGCACAGACACAACCGCAUCGUGUCAUUGUGACAGAUGCCUCCGAUGCCAGAAUCGAUCGUGGACUGCGCCAUACGCCCCAGCCAUCCUUGCCGUCGGCGAAAAGGCCCAAAUCUGGUGCACCUGUCAGUCCUAUGACCGCGCUCUUGAGGCGACCCAGCUCUGCAUUGAGCAGGGACUCACCUGGUAAAAUCACAGCUAUCCGACAAAGGGUGCUAUCCAAGAUAGCCAUCGGAAUUCAUGUUGCCCUUUUAAAUGCCAAAAUCAGUCAGAAACCUGGAGAAAUCCAGCUAGAAGAGCCGAUGAGAGAAGCAACAGUUGAACAUGUCCAGCGAAUCUAUCGCCAAUUCCUGAGAUUCAAAGCGCUGGAGUCAGACAGGGCAGCUGAAGCUCAGUACUUACAUCAAGUGAAGCUCGUCCAAGAAGCCUGGUGUGAGAACUCGGGGCCGCAGGCUGCGCAGGACGACUCUUUCAGUCGGAAUCCGUGGGAUUCAGAGAGUGAGAACCCACUGUCGCGUAUGCGCUGGGCCACAUUCAUCCAUUGGUUGGAACAAGAAGCCAGUUGUGGAAUACAACAGACGUAUCGACGGUCAGUGGCUGCUCUAUUGAGAGGAGUCAAGCUUUGGAGGCAGAUGUGUGCCAGUCCAGAGCAAGCUGAGGGGAUCUCGCUUGGUUUGCUACUUUCAUGGGCGUUCCCUUCUUCAUCCUCUGCUAACAUUGCUGAAAUGCUAUCAUGGCUCGCACUCAAUGAACUUGAAAGCAUCCGUUGGCCAUCGCCAAGACUGAUAGAUGACGAAGAAAGAAAACAAUUGGAAAGGAUUUUCCACAAGGUCUAUGCAAAGGGCCGCGCAGCCAUCACUGCGGAUGACAUUGCUGGUGGUGACUUUCCAGACCGACAAACCCAGAUCAUGACAUUAGUCGACUCUCGCCUUGCUCGACAUGUUUUUGGUGACAAGAAGCCGCUUGGAAGUGAUUGGGACUGGUGA
This is a messenger RNA of Cladocopium goreaui, 1154 nucleotides long. Lineage: Eukaryota; Dinophyceae; Suessiales; Symbiodiniaceae. The record is from the annotation of a GenBank genome assembly.